This is a messenger RNA of Thecamonas trahens ATCC 50062, 849 nucleotides long. RefSeq lists its product as uncharacterized. NCBI's taxonomy places the organism in Eukaryota, Apusomonadida, Apusomonadidae. The record is from RefSeq and is a predicted model, not a curated record. Bases 1 to 285 code for a protein of 94 amino acids. The transcript has 2 exons.
AUGGUCGAUGAGUCGGCCAACUCGGUCGGCUCAGCUGACUCGGUUGGCUCGGACCUGCUGCCGGGGGCCUGGGAGGAGGUAUCGGCAUCGGCAUCGGCAUCGGCAUCGGAUGGCGAACAAGCUCCACACGUAGUCGAGACCAUUGCCCCAUCGCUUCCGCUGCCGCAGAGGAUUGCAGACGACCCGGUCCUGGUAGACCUGCUCCACGCCUGGUACCACGCCGGGUACUGUGCAGGCCUGGUCGCGGCGCGUGGCGAUGGAAUGAUGUACUCUGUUGUUCACUAAGAUCAGUCCUGCAGCGACUUGCGCCGCUUGCGCGGCCGGACCAAACCGCGAGACGAGCCCAUCUCCGGCAGUGAUGAGAAUGAGGAGCCUGUGCGCCCGGUCGGGUGCGAGCGGAAAGGGAUUGUGUGAUAGUCGGCGUCGACGUCGCCGACAAAGUCGUCGUCGAUCUUGGGGAGCAUAGAGAAGGCCGGGAAGACGCCCGGCGCUUGAGACGCGAGCUCGAGCGCGUCGCGGCGGCGCUUGCGUCUGCUGAGCGCAGUGGGGAGGCCCGGCACGUGGGCCAUGCCGCCUGCGACGUCCAUCGACGCUAGGCCGGCAAGGCCUGCGUCGGCGUCUUCAGCGGCUGCAGUGUCGGCGGCUGCUCCUGCGGCCAGCGCGUCUGUGAUGAGCAGCGAGUUGAGGUCAUCAAACUCGACCAGGACCCACUCAUCGUCGUCAUCGACGUCUUCAUCGCUGUCCUGGAAAGCGCCAAACUGGGCGUGGCCGAUCAGCAGGCCAUCGUCGUCGUCGCCGUCAUCGUCGUCACUGAGCGCCCGCAUGUGGCGCGGCGGAUAAAGAUCAGCA